Molecule: messenger RNA, 6315 nt
Organism: Linepithema humile (Argentine ant)
Lineage: Eukaryota; Metazoa; Arthropoda; Insecta; Hymenoptera; Formicidae
Source: RefSeq, a predicted model, not a curated record
CACCGCCGAACGGAUCGCAGCAGGAAAGGCUAUAAAUACACACGCAUCGCGCGCGGGGUAAACAAACUUGACCUCAGCGGAAUUCUUAUCGGCGUAUAUACACGGAGUUUGAGGUUAUGUCGCGCCUACGCACUCUGAAUUCGGUGUAUUGUGCCUUGCACGGCUGACGUGCGCGCGGAGGCGGCGAUUUUUCGCUCGCAGACGGCGAUUUUUCGCUCGCAGGCGGUAAUGAAAGAUUUGCCAGAAUUCAACAUGCCGGAUGAUGUAAUAACAAAGAGACGCGUCGCUGUAAUAAUUACUCGCUCGCUUCUAGCGCAUAAUGCGAGUCGCUUGCAAUAAUUCUGUAAAAACCUAAUGCAUUCAGUUGUGUAGCAUAUGAAUGCGAUUGUCAUUUAAAGAGUGUAUAUGUGUGUAAUGUAACAUAUAUCUGUAUCAUCCACAAACCGGUUUAUUCAAUAAUCAGGCGUUGAGUACUGGCGUUAAUCAGCUAUUUGAAGACUGUGAAUACGAGUGCUGUGUAUUUGGCUUGGGUGAUAGUUUAAAGACUGCAGUGGAAGAGAGAUUUUGAUGCGAUCCGAAAUGAAGUGGACAACCGGUGCUCCCUUUAACGAACAAGUGGGCGAACUCACUCGUGUAUUUUCUCAAUGGAACGAGUGCGAACAGACUGUCGUUCUCUAUGCAUUGUUGCGUCGCAUACCCGCAGUUCAGGCGAGGUUCCUCGCUCAAGCGGUGCAACAUUCUCUGCACUCUGUGUCCGAAUUGGACACAAAGGAAAUAAAUGCCAAUAAUCCAAGUUACAUCAACUCGCUGCUGACAGAAUCGACAGAAGUUGCGAUCAAUCAGCUUCUGACGCAUUUGCCCCUGCUAAGGCCCGGGAAUAUAGAGUGCAAACAAAGCUAUCUAGUAGCAAUACCUGAAUUAGUGAGCCAUUGUGUGAGCACCGGGCAGUUUACAGAACAAACCCAGCAACUUUUAAGCUACACCCUGAUACAUCCAGCUAUAACUAGUCAAGACAGACGUUCUUUAACUCAGUGGCUCAGACAUUUGGAAGAUCGUAUCAGUGGUACACCAUCGAUUACCGGUUUCGAAGAUUAUCCAAAUACUCCAAUCAAAUGGGAAACUCCAUGGCAGAGGAAUUCCAAGCAGCAUGAUGAUCAGACGAAUCUAUUUAAUAUGGCUAGAUCUCCAUUUGUACAAUUUCCAGUAUCCGUUAAUCGUCAACGUCGUUCAAACAGCCUGACGCCACCUGUGGCACCGUCGCAUCAUCUCGAAAUCGUUGAGCGUACCAACGCAAACAAUUCAUCCAGACACAAGCCACGCAGCUUCAGUGUCUCCGGAGAUCAUACCAGCAAUAUUAUUGGUUUGGGUCCAUUGAGCCCGCAAAGUUCCUGCGCGAGUAGCGGUAGCGAAGGUCGUUUGGAUGAUGCUUCAAAUCGUUCGCUCGCUAGCGGCAUGAGAGAUGUACACGCAUGGCUUAAAACAUUACGUCUCCAUAAGUACAGCUACUUAUUCGUUAACAUGAGUUACGAGGAUAUGUUGCAAUUGACGGAGGAUCAAUUGGCGGAGCAAGGAGUUACGAAGGGCGCGAGGCACAAGCUGGCUCUUUCGAUUGCUAAACUGCAGCAGCGAUACAACACGCUUUUGAAUCUCGAGAAAAGUCUCAUGCCUAACGUCCAUGAUGGCACGCAGAACACCUCGUUCUCGCAGGGUUCGUCACUACUCAUCAAUACGGUGGACGAGCUGAAAACAAUAAUAGCCACUCCCAUGAAGCCGAGUCAGGAAAACGAUCAGCAAGAUAUCCCUGCGCAGUUUACGAAAGUGCUCGGAAAGUUGUGCAGUAGAUUGGUUCUGAUGGAAAAUAUGGAGGAUGGUAUUCUGUGCGGAUGCGUCAACAUCUUGGAGAAAGUAUUGCAACACGACUGUUUUACCCCGAAUCAGAAGGAGAAAGUGCAGCAAUGGCGCAGCCGACUUGGCAAUCCGCGACCAACUCCAAAGUGGCAACACAAUUACGGUUACAAUAACAGGAGGUAUGGCAAUCCGCAACAGCACAACCGGAAGCCGAUGAAUUUGAACCACAUUCAUAAUACUCACACACACACCCAGUUUAUGAUCACCCCGCACAGAAACAGUAUAUCUACUCCGUAUUUGCAAAAUAAUCAGAAUCAGAAUAUGAACAACUUGAAUACCAACAACUUGCGUGUACAUACGACUGAAAAGAGACCGAGUCUGCAAGAGACCAGCUUGCAGCAGUUGCAGAAAACGUUGCAACGUACGCACAGUGCGCCGCGGGAUCAUUUUUUGGGACAGUCCGCUAACGGGACGAACGAAACAACGGAACCGGAAAUCGUUUCUCGUUUGGAAUCUCUCUGCUUGAGAAUGACUGAGCAAGCGAUCGGCGGAUUUGGUGAGGCCUAAUCUUCCAUAUUCAUGUCCUAGAAUUUAUCGUAAGUUCCGUUAGAGCAAUUCUUUUCGGAUUUUCGAUUCCGAAAACUCAUUUUAGAGAAACUCUGUUUGCCAAAACACGAGCGAGCGAGAUAGCGCGUGUAAGUCAUUGAUUUUAAAGUGAGAGUUUCAACGACACAUAUUAUUUGUGCGAAUAUCCCUGCGUGAAUAAUACUUACGCUUUAAUAGCUCUACCAAAUGGAAAAAAAAUGUCCGACACGUGCGACAUUGCUAAGCGCGCACGCGAAAGAGAAAGAGAGAGAGAGAGAGUGAGAGAGAAAUAGACAUGAGGUCACUCAGUGAAGAUCGAGUGACUCUUACACUUACACGUGUAAAUUGUAUUUUUUAUUAUAUCUGAUGCAAUUUACUAUUUAAUUGACAAAAUUUGGCAAGCCAAAUGUUAUUAAGGAGAUAGAUUCUUUCCUCGACUCUAUUUGCUGCAUCCGUAUAUAUAAAUAUAUUAUAUAAAAAGAAGUAUAUAUAUACACAAUGCGUAUGAUAGAAUUUUAUGAGAAAGGAAUUUUAAAACAUAUAAAAAUGCGAGAAAUGAAAGGCGGAAAAAAUGACAUUACAUCACCAUGCGAUGUUCUGCAAUAUUAUUUUUCGUGUUAUCCAUUUUGAGAAAUGGAAUUCGUCUGAUUUUAUGCGCCUGAACACAUUAUAACAACGUAAUGUAAUUCAUUUUUAAUAACUGGACUGAUUUUACUUCUUUUUAAUCUUAUUACUAUUAUUAUUAUUAUAUUUUUAUUAUUAUUACUAUCUACAUCACUAUAACUAGCGCUACUAUUGCUCCUACUACUAUUAUCGCUACUACUAUUAUUGCUACUUCUACAACUAUUGCUACUACUACUACUACUACUAUUACUACUACUACUACUAUUCCCACUACUAUCGUCACUAUUAUUACUCUUACAAACACCACUACUGUUACUCUAUCGCUCUUACUAUUACUAUACUGUUAUAACUCCGUUUAGAACGAGGAUAUUUAAAAGGUUGCCACUCUUGGUCGUAUAAGUUCAUUCGCGCAUAUCCUUACAACUUAAUCUCACCUUGUGCCGAAAAGCACGUACGGCAGCGUGUAUGCUUCGUAGUUUGCGCACAGAUCUCGUGAUACGUUUAAUUUGGUUCAGCAAUUUUACUUCCCCCCCCCCGUUCCUUGUUUUUUUUUUUCACGUUUUUAUGAAACGGUAAGCUACUAUAAACGCAAGUAAAUAAUACAAUAAGGGAUAUUAAAGGCCUUAUAACGUGAAAGGAAACGAGCGAAGAACAUGUAAGGAGUGUAGAAAUUUGAUAUUAUAAAAGUAGCAGUGAAAUUUUUGAGGGGCAAACUGGCGCUACGCAUCGUGGCGCGACAUCGAAAUCUGUGGCUUUAAAUUAUAAGCAUACAUCGUAUCUAAUCUACUUAGCAUGUUAAAGUAGCGUCGCGAGUAAUGUAGCGUAAUAUUUUUUCGUGCAACCAGAAAAUUAAAUUUAUUAAAUUGCAUAAUGUUAGUGAGUAAAAUAAUCGAUUAAUGUGAAGUAUAAGAAAAAAAAAAAAUAACGAAAGACUGAUUAAUUCACGCGCCACGAUCCGUCGGUUUAGAUUUCUGGAUGCUUCAUUAUCCUUCCGUUCGCACGGAUUUUGUGCGCGUGAAUAAAUAUUGGAAGACUGUGAAGAGGAAAAACUUGUACAAAUAUUAAGAAUUAGCGAGCGAGAGAGGGAGAGAAAGAACGAAGGAUAGAUGGAAAAAAAAAAAAAAAUCGAGCGAAAGAAUUACCGAAGUUGAAGAAGAUAAAGCUAGUUAAUUAGUAUAUAUUAUAGUGAUUAUUGUAACAAUUAUAUUCUGCUAGAGGAUAAUACGUGUAAGACCACGCGGUGAUUUCUCGAAUCCAGGAAAUAUCCUGCUAAGAAGAGCUAAGAACUGUCUAUAGUUAGUGAUAUAAUCGAUACACAAGAGGAAUAACCAUACUUAAUCAUCAUUUCAUUUCACACACGCGUUACGUUUUACUCGAUCAAGCGGCAAUAGCAGCAGCACCAAACAACAUCCGAUCAGUCAUAUAUGUAUAUAUAUAUUAUUACAUAUACAUAUAUCGCGGACAAUUUCAAGAGAAAUGAUCAAAAGCUAGUCAAACGAUACGUUUCUAAUUUCUACCAGUUAACCUGUAUAGUUAAUUAAUUGUACAUUAAAUCUGCGAACAUAUAAGACACAUGUAUUUACACACACACACACACACACAUUACAUCUACACAGACACACAUACACACGCGCGCGCGCGCAUACAUCACAUAUACACACUACACUCAUCAAGUCACGUACACACAUACGCAUUUCACUAUGUUAUACAAGCACGCAAUAAAUAAAGCGACCCGAGCGAGAAUGCAUGCGAGAAAGCUCAAAGACUGCUCCUAAACGACAUCAGGAAUUUCAUUCAGUGUAGAAUUACUACUUAUAUCUCAUCUAAUCGAAGCGCAUCAUCUAAUCUCCAACUGACAAAGGCAGGACCUGAACUUUAAUAGAGGAUGCAGAGAGAUUUUAUCCGCGAUAUAUAGCGAUCAGAGCUAGAAGAAAAGGGAGAGGAAGAAAAAAAAAAGAAAAAAAAAAGUGUAAAUCAAUCCUGCCGAGGGUCGGAACCGCCGCUACGUUAAUUUUCUGCCAGUUUGAUUGUCAUUAAUCUAUUCGCCAUCGUUGUUUGUGGUAAGCUUCACGGUGUAGUAUAAACAUAUGUACUUAGUACUUACUCACAGCCGUUGUCAGGAUCGCCGGACACCUUGUCUCGCUCAAAAUUAACUAUCAGCGGCGGUUAUUUCGUGGCUGUUUGAAGUUACGUGGCUGGCGAUGCGCACGAACGAGCGAUAACGAAUUGUAAUGCAAUGUAAAUCGAUAAAGUGUUUUGAUCAAUGCUUUAGAUCUUAAGUUGAAAAAUCACAAGGAGUUCACAGAAAUAAUUCUCUUCGAAUAACGGCGGAAGGAAAGUGUCGAAUGUCAGCGACAGCCGGCAAGCCGCACCAUUUUCCGACGACAAGAGUCGCGCGAAGAGGUUAACGAAAUUUUUCCAUCCGAAGAACCGGUACCUGAAUAUUAAAUAGAAUUAUCAGGUCAUUAAUUCUAUUAAUGCGCAAGCACUGAAAAAUCUCGCAUCCAACUCCUUGUGCUUUUCCAAUUUAUUAAUGGACCUAUAUGUAAACACGUGUGCACAUUUUAUUUUAUUUGACUCGUUACUUUCAUAUCGAGUUUGUCGACCAUUAGAUGGUAGUAAAAUGUACCACGUUCGCUGUGUUCUGUUAUCCGCUCGUUAAACCUCGGUUCAGGAUAGACGAAAGUAGAUAUGUGCGGGGGCAAGAGUUCGCGGGAUACUCUUUGGUCGGAUACUUGCAGCAAUCAGCUUCUCAGAGUUGCGCACUGACGAUUGGUAGUAAUCGCCACGGGUGAUUUUUCUCGAUCGCGAUUUCGAGCACCAGACGAUGCGAGUUUCCGGCUGAAGGCGUCCACGACUACCCAGAUAGCAAAUGGUAAUUUGUAUCCGGCGCAAUCAAAGCCGGAUCGCGUUGCAGCGACUGAUUUUGCUUUAAAGGGAAAAGGAAAAAAGGGAAAAAAACGCGACCGGAAAGCGCGCCGCGAGACGCUUUCUUUUUUGUACGCGGGGAUUCGCACCCUCGCCGGAGUACUAGUGUUCACGUUUUGCCGCAGCUUCUCCGGAUGAUACUAGAUAAGCUGUAUUAAGACCCUUCGAAUUCGUCAGAUUGCUAACUGGGAUACCUUAGUCACAUAAGUAAGCUGGGCAACUUGUAAAAAAUGCAAUUUUUGUACUGUUAUAAAAAGUUAAAUAGACGAGGGUACACUGACGUUGUAGCGUGAAGGAACAUUUUUCAAUAAAAGAUUUUUCAUACGCAUA